Messenger RNA from Cucurbitaria berberidis CBS 394.84, 3438 nucleotides. RefSeq lists its product as uncharacterized. Gene Ontology annotation, molecular function: mannose-ethanolamine phosphotransferase activity. NCBI's taxonomy places the organism in Eukaryota, Fungi, Ascomycota, Dothideomycetes, Pleosporales, Cucurbitariaceae. Gene Ontology annotation, cellular component: endoplasmic reticulum membrane. Bases 139 to 3282 code for a protein of 1047 amino acids. The transcript has 2 exons. The record is from RefSeq and is a predicted model, not a curated record. Gene Ontology annotation, biological process: GPI anchor biosynthetic process.
GUUUUGCUAUAGCUCCCCUCUCCCGUAAACUCCGCAAUAUUUCCUUCCACAUGGGUUCUCCUACUUGUUCCACUCCUUGAAUCCUUCAAUUCCGCUCGCAACUUGUUUCGGCGUCCUAAUUGGCGGCCGCCCUACAUUAUGGAGAAUGGCGAGGUCUUCACGCCGCUCUCCGAAAUAACCGGCCAAAAAGCAAAAGCCAAAGUCGAUCCGCCAAAGCAACAGGCGCAACGUCUUCCGGCAACCAAAACAGACCCAAACAAGGCCAAGAAAAUCGGACAGGUUCACUUCAAGGCCGCACAUGGCAUCAUCGUUGCUUUCUUUACUUUCAUCUUAAUUCUUCACGUCCUCGGAAUAUACCUAUUCACAAGCGGUUUCCUCCUUACACGUUUAGUCCUCGAUCACAAGUCCGACUGUGCAGUUCCCCCGAUCGAUUCUGCGAACAAAUAUACAGCGGGCAAUGCGGAGAAGGGGUGCUGGCACCCGAAGACAUUUAAGAAAGCUGUUGUUAUCAUUGUGGAUGCGCUGAGGUACGAUUUUACGGUGCCCUUUGGCGAGCAGUUUGAAACUACAGACGUCUCUUCCAUUGCGAACGACCCGGCUGGCGCGCCCCCAGUCGCUCCGCGCCAUUUCCACGAUGCGAUUCCCAUCUUAUAUGAGACGGCAAAGAACCGACCAAACAACGCGUUCCUACUACCGUUCAUUGCGGAUCCGCCGACGACAACACUACAGAGGCUGAAGGGGCUUACGACCGGGACACUACCUACGUUCAUUGAUGCAGGGAGCAACUUUGCAGGCACGGCGAUCGAUGAGGAUAAUUUGGUUGCCCAAUUGAAGAAUGCAAGCAAGAGGAUAGUACAUCUAGGCGACGACACAUGGCAUGCGCUCUUCCCCGGCUACUUCGAGCCAAACCUUACGCACGCGUACGACUCGUUCAAUGUCUGGGACUUGCACACGGUCGACAACGGGGUUACAGAGCAUAUUUUCCCGCUCCUAAAGGCAGAGAACACAAGCAAGUGGGAUGUGAUAUUCGGCCAUUACUUGGGUGUGGACCAUGCGGGGCAUCGCUAUGGACCUGAUCAUCCCGCUAUGACAGCAAAGUUGAACCAGAUGGAUGGCGUCUUCCGGCGCAUGAUCGAAGAGGUGGAUGAUGAAACACUUUUAGUAGUCAUGGGUGAUCAUGGCAUGGAUGCUAAAGGUGAUCAUGGAGGAGAGUCGGACGAUGAGAUCCAGGCCGCGCUGUGGAUGUACUCCAAGAAGGGUCUCUUCGGGCGCACUGAUUCUGCCUAUGCUACGCCUCCCGUAAACGCAAAGGUACGACCGGUUGGGCAGAUUGAUCUUGUUCCGACGCUAUCACUACUACUGGGUAUGCCGAUACCGUUCAACAACCUGGGGAAGCCCAUCGAGGAAGCGUUUGUUGGAGCGAAAGGGACCGGUUUAGAAAACCUGGCCAUUGUGAACCGCCUAGCGGCUGCACAGAUCCAUCGCUACCAACACGAAUAUGCUAAAGCUCGAGGCCUUGCAGAAAGCACCAGAUCUACCUCAUUAGCGCUUUGGGCGACGGCAAAUGAGGCCUGGAGCUCGCUUGGAAAAUCCAAGGGCAACAGCGUGCAGAUGAAGAACGCCUACGAAGCCUUUGCUGCUUAUCAACGCGAUACUCUCAGCAUCUGUCGCGCUCUUUGGGCAAGGUUCGACAUCCCGAGAAUGCUCAGCGGUGUCGCAAUCCUUGCAAGCAGUCUCAUCGUGCUUGCUCUAUACGCACGGGUCUUGCAUGGAGAUCGCUCUGAGGUGACACCAGUGUUCUUCACUCGUGGCGCUAUCGGACUGGUUCUCGGAGCACUCUUUGGUUUCGGCGUUGCGUUUAUACUGCCAGGAGAGCCCAAAGAGCACAUCGUCAUUGUCUCAUCUGCUAUUUCUGGAGUCGUGGGCGCUGCCUCUACUUUCUAUUCUCUAAGCUACCGCCUCAUGUCGCCUAUUCCGAACAAUAUCUGGGGCUGGAUAAGUGUCAUCUUCACACUUGCUCUUUCUGCUGGGUUUGCGGCGAACUCGUUCACCAUCUGGGAAGAUGAGAUUCUCUUGCACUUUUUGACUACCUUUGGUGUUCUGGCUGUAAUCUCGUCAUUCCGACAAAAGCACGUUGCUGAUCGGACUUUGGGCAUCUAUCAUUCUAUUCUAUUUACUGUCUUAACAAGAGUCGCAAGCUUCUCGAGGCUUUGUAGAGAAGAGCAGAUGCCAUACUGCAAGUCCACCUACUACGCUUCUGCGCUCUCGACCACCUCUGCUCCAUGGCAGCUCAUUAUUCCCGCCGUUGCCGCACUCCUGAUACCAACAUUCAUCAAGAGUUACUAUGAAGGUACAAAGAGCUACCAGCACAACGCAACCCUUUGGAUAGGCAUUGCGCUGCGAUUCGGACUCAUGCUUUCUGCAGCCUACUGGGUUCUCGAUGCUGCGGACGACAGCGACUGGUACCCCGGCUGGGAGAACAUCCUCCGAACCACAAAGCGCCUGGUCGCCCAGAUCGUUCUCGCGAUCAGUCUCGCAUUCGGCUACUCCAUCUACAACUGGUCGAAGCCGCUCUUAAACAUCAUCAUCAACGAGUCUACCGACGAAGUGGGUGCGCCAAAGGAAGCCAUUACGAUCCUCGGUUAUGCCAAUGUCUACGGCUCGCGUUACGCCCUCCUCGUCACGAUCUGGUAUCUCGCUGUCGCCGUGCUACAGAAACCCAUGGGCGCUGGCUCGAUUGGAGUUCUUGUCUGGCAACUGUUCUCGCUAUUUGAAAUCAUAGACACGAAUAACCUCCGACACUCCUCGAUAGGCCCCGUUGUCCUCGGCCUACUAGGAUCCUUCCACUUCUUCAAAACAGGCCACCAGGCGACUCUCGCGAGCAUACAGUGGGAAUCAGCUUUUAUCCCUCUCGCCAAGAUCCGGUACCCGUGGACGCCCGUCAUCGUAAUCCUCAACACGUUCGGUGCCCAGAUCCUGUGCGCUGUCGCCGUUCCAGCCCUCGUCCUGUGGAAGGAGAAGCCACAGAAAAAAGGCCUGCUGGGCAUGUUGGCCAAGGCGGUGGCGACGCACAUGUUAUUUUAUGCGACGAUUAAUCUUGCGACGACGAUGUGGGCGGGCCAUUUGAGGAGGCACUUGAUGCUGUAUCGCGUCUUCAUGCCUCGUUUCAUGCUCGGGGCGUUUGUACUGGUAGUGGUAGAUGUUGUGUCGAUAUUCGUUGGGUUAUGGGGUGCGCGGAUGAGUAUUCUGAGUGUUGCUGAGGUGUUUGGAUUUGGUGGGUGAUUGGGUGAAGAGAUGCGUGAUGAUUUGGCUACUCUAGGUUUGGGAUUUGGCCAUGCGUCUACUGACGCCUCUGUGCAUGGUUGUAUAGUAUAGCAUCGCAUUGUAAUGCGUGAAGCGUCAGUUUUUCCUUGUGUUCAUCUGCGAAAGAAUCAUUAC